GCGUGGGCCAUAGCGACGGCGGGCGCGCUGUGGGAAGAUGGCGGCUCCGGCCUCGGCGGUGCGGGGGUCUCCGUGAGCCUAGCGCUCGCUCUUUUCCCCCUUCCUCUCCUCGCUCCCGCACCCCGUCCCUCCCGGCUGCCCCCCACCUCUUCUCCUUCCCCGGCAGAGGCGUAGGGACCAUGUCGGACUCGGAGGAAGAGGAGAGUCUGGACCGCCAGCUCAAGCUAGUAGUGCUGGGGGACGGUACCACUGGCAAGACAUCCUUAGCCAGACGGUUUGCCCAAGAGACAUUUGGAAAACAGUACAAACAAACCCUAGGACUGGACUUCUUCUUGAAAAGGAUAAUGUUGCCAGGAAAUUUGAAUGUUACUCUUCAAGUGUGGGAUGUAGGGGGGCAAACGAUAGGAGGCAAAAUGCUGGAUAAAUACAUCUAUGGAGCUCAGGGUAUUCUUUUGGUUUAUGAUAUUACCAACGGCCAGAGCUUUGAAAACUUAGAAGACUGGUAUAAUGCAGUCAAAAAAGUGAAUGAAGACUCAGAAACACAGCCACUUAUGGCUCUGGUUGGAAAUAAAAUUGACUUGGAGCACAUGCGCACAGUGAAAGUUGACAGGCACCAACGAUUUUGUCAGGAAAACAAUUUCAGUAGCCAUUUCGUGUCAGCCAAGACAGGAGAUUCUGUCCUCCUGUGUUUUCAGAGAAUUGCUGCUGACAUACUUGGCAUCAAAUUAAACAAAGCAGAAUUGGAACAGUCACAGCGUGUUGUCAGGGCAGAACUAGUGAAAUAUCCUGAAGAAGAUAACCAGCAUCACAACACUUCCAGCUGCCAGAGCAAAGUCUGCUCAAUGCAGUAGUUCAGAGGGUGGUGAAGGCUGAUAUUGUCAACUACAGCCAGGAGCCUGUGACAAGGACUGUUAAUCCUCCUAGAAGCUCAAUGUGUGCAGUUCAGUGACCGUGGUGUUCUCCUCUCUUUGGAUCCCUUUGGAGAUGCCUCUACCUUGACGAAGGCUCUGGGAUUACAAGGAACUUUGUUUUUACAGGGACCAUCCCAACAGUGCAAUUGGAGCUUUCAGAAACUCUUGCACCACUCUAUGCCAAGAAGCAGCAGGCAGUUUAUUGACUGACCAAAAAAAAUUCAAAGAUGAGACCCCACACUUCAAAAAAUUAAGGUCUACAUUCUUAAAAAAAUUUAUUUAAAUCAGUAUAACUAUGUUUCUAUGUUUUCUCCUAUCUGUUUGACUGAUACUGGAACAAAAAUGGAUGAAAAAAUCCUGCAUUCAAAAUACUUUUAAAGACAUCACCAUAAAAAGGUAUUUUGCUAAAGUGUUUUCAAAGUUUUUUUCCCCAUUUUUUUUUUUCCUCCUGUGAUCUGAACUAGCACUCAGCAAAAUGUAACUUGGAAAAGAUAUUUUUGGGAUAAUUUAAAACACUUAAUACAUUUUAUUUAGGGAUAAUUUGAAAGUAUUCCAUUAAUAUAUAUACAUAGUGCAAAAUGUCUAAAUUGUAUGCAGUAAGAAACAAUGCUCAAAAUAAAAAGUUAUAUUAUAAAAGUGCUCUCCUGCAGC
This is a messenger RNA of Calypte anna (Anna's hummingbird), 1562 nucleotides long. It is a transcript of the gene RAB28, whose product is annotated as RAB28, member RAS oncogene family. The transcript is spliced from 8 exons. The record is from RefSeq and is a predicted model, not a curated record. Gene Ontology annotation, molecular function: GTPase activity; GTP binding. The coding region runs from base 180 to 851 and encodes 223 amino acids. Gene Ontology annotation, cellular component: endosome; Golgi apparatus. Lineage: Eukaryota; Metazoa; Chordata; Aves; Apodiformes; Trochilidae.